GAAAAUUACUCCGAUGCUCCUAUGACCCCGAAACAGAUUCUGCAGGUCAUAGAGGCUGAAGGACUAAAGGAAAUGAGUGGCACUUCUCCGCUCGCCUGCCUCAACGCCAUGCUCCACUCCAACUCCAGGGGAGGCGACGGGCUCUUCUACAAGCUGCCUGGACGCAUCAGCCUGUUCACGCUGAAGAAGGAUGCCUUGCAGUGGUCUCGGAACCUGUCUGUGCCGGAAGGAGAGGAGCUGGAGGAUACAGCAGACGCAGAGAGUUGCGAGUCCAAUGAAGCAAGCACUGUGAGUGGUGACAACGAUGUGUCUCUUGAUGAAACCUCCUCUAACGCCUCCUGUUCCACUGAAUCUCAGAGCAAGGGACCUGCUGCUACCAGGGAGAGCUACAGAACUGCCUCCCAGACAACCAAACAAAAGAAAAAGACUGGUGUAAUGCUGCCACGUGUUGUCUUAACGCCCCUGAAAGUCAACGGGGCGCACAUGGAGUCUGCCUCUGGCUUCGCGGGAAGGCACGCGGACGGGGAGAGCAGCAGCACGUCCAGCAGCAGCAGCAGCUCCUUGGCCCCGUGCAAAGCCACGCUGCGCAGCCGCACGGAAAUCAACAGGGAUCCUCCGCAGCUCCUCAGGGGUAUCCGCAAGCCCACAGCUGGGCAGAUGAAGCGGAACAGGGGUGAGGAUAUCGACUUCGAAACCCCCGGCUCCAUCCUGGUCAAUACGAACCUGCGAGCUCUGAUCAACUCCCGAACCUUUAACGCGCUCCCGUCGCACUUCCAGCAGCAGCUCCUCUACCUCCUCCCAGAAGUUGACAGACAGGUCGGGGCCGACGGGCUGAUGCGCCUCAGCGGCAGCGCUCUGAACAACGAGUUCUUCACGCACGCCGCGCAGAGCUGGCGGGAGCGGCUGGCUGAUGGUGAAUUCACUCACGAGAUGCAAGUUCGAAUUCGGCAGGAGAUGGAAAAGGAAAAGAGAGUGGAGCAAUGGAAAGAGAAGUUCUUCGAGGACUACUAUGGACAAAAGCUGGGCUUGACCCAAGAAGAAUCCCAGGAGCAGAACUUGGUGCAAGAGGACGCCGAGAACAGGACAGGACUGUCUGUCAAGGGCGAAGCGAGGCUGCCGCGCGGCGCGGCGGCGCGGCAGAGAGACGGGCACUUCAAGAAGCGCUCCCGGGCCGAGCUGCGCUGCAGAGCCAGGAGGAGCCUCUACAAGCGGCGGGAACCUGAGCAAGCGGAGGCUUCCAAAGAGACUGCUCCCGUGGGACCAGAUCCCUCUCUUCGGAAAGAGACGAAGCCCGAGGUAGACCUGGAGAAGGAUGAUCUGACGAGCCCUUCGGCUGCAGCGCCGAAGCCGGAGAGUUCAGAGUUGCACCUCUCUCCAGAGACUUCCAAAUCACACAGUAAAUCGGAAGAUCUGUCCUUGGCAGCUGCAAACAGGAUUCCCAGUUUGCCCCAGGAGGACUCUGCUCGGGAGUCCAAGGACCAGAAGAGGAAAUGCUUUGAGGAGGCUGCCUCUGCAUCCUUCCCCGAAAAGAAGCCCCGGCUUGAAGAUCGUCAGUCCUUUCGUAACACAAUUGAAAGUGUUCACCCAGAAAAGCCACAGCCUACUAAAGAGGAGCCAAAAGUCCCACCCAUCCGGAUUCAACUUUCACGUAUUAAACCACCCUGGGUGGUUAAAGGUCAGCCCGCUUACCAGAUAUGCCCCAGGAUCAUCCCCAACUCGGAGCCCUCCGGCCGGGGCC
This is a messenger RNA of Tauraco erythrolophus (red-crested turaco), 1738 nucleotides long. The record is from RefSeq and is a predicted model, not a curated record. Lineage: Eukaryota; Metazoa; Chordata; Aves; Musophagiformes; Musophagidae.